AUGUUUUUCCAAGAAACCGGGCUCUGGUGGUUGCCCAGCAAGGCCCAGGAGGAAAUGGGUCCUGGCGCAAACGCGGAUGCCAUCGCGGCUCACGCGGUAAAGGUGAACGUCUUCCACACCAUGAACUUUGUGCUGAGCUUCAGUGAGUCUAUCCGUGAGGCUGUGAGAAGCGGUCAGAUUGAGAUCCACGGUGGCAUCUACGAUCUGGAGACAGGCAGCGGCAUGACGCUGCUGAAGCAGGGCAACGAGCGCUUUGCUGUAGGCGCGCCCACGGCAGCGACCACCUCCACGGACAUGCGCGAGGCCUUGGUGAAACCUCUUCGUGCUCCGCAACGCCGGCAACUGGUGAUCCAGCUGGGCGCCCAGCUGGUCCUGGUGCUGGGGCACACGCAGUGCGGCGCCGUGGCCGGAGCUACGAAGACUUACCAGGCAGGUGAGUCCAAGGCUCCGGGAAGUGCCCUCGAGGGUCUCUUGCAGGGCUUGGCCGGGUUCUCUGAACCCCUGCGCGACCUGGUGCGCAAAGGGAACCUGCAGAUCCAGGGCGGCAUCUAUCACCUCGAGCCGGGCCGCGUGGAGUUCUUGGGCUGCUCGCCGCAGCAAGCUGCUGUCCUCCAAGCGCUCCAUGCCGCCGUCCAUCCAGUGCGGCACGAUCCGAACCGCCCAGGCCAGUUUGAGCACGGGCUGUCCUGA
Messenger RNA from Symbiodinium pilosum, 690 nucleotides. The record is from the annotation of a GenBank genome assembly. NCBI's taxonomy places the organism in Eukaryota, Dinophyceae, Suessiales, Symbiodiniaceae.